Phragmites australis (common reed) is the source of this 2649-nucleotide messenger RNA. RefSeq lists its product as uncharacterized. The record is from RefSeq and is a predicted model, not a curated record. Lineage: Eukaryota; Viridiplantae; Streptophyta; Magnoliopsida; Poales; Poaceae. The transcript has 2 exons. Gene Ontology annotation, cellular component: SAGA complex. Bases 962 to 2173 code for a protein of 403 amino acids. Gene Ontology annotation, biological process: regulation of transcription by RNA polymerase II. Gene Ontology annotation, molecular function: transcription coactivator activity.
ACAGCCCUAGUCGAGAGUAAUGACUAUUGUUGAUGAGACAGUGUUGUUGUAAUGCGCCUAUAGAAUUUCCGGAGAAGACUCCUCUGUGAUCAUAUUUUGAUACUUGAACUAACAAGGUGCAAUCCAUCUCAGCUCGAGAGCCCAUGAGUUCUCGAAUGAAUCAAACAGGAAAACCAAGAUUUCGUCACAUGAUGAUGCUACAGCCAGAAUCAGGAUCAUCAAAUGAUGAGAAGCAGAAUCAGAUGACACUUCGUACCGGGGACAGAGGCCGCGAAGCAAAAGGCCUCUUCGCUGACGCCGAGCAGGUGUCCACUCCCACCCUCCCCUUCUCCUUUCGGCUCCCCUGCGCGAUCAAAUCCGAUUCAACGGCCGAAAAAAACCCUCCAAGUAGAAACCAAAAAAGGAAAAGGAAAAAAAACUGAGAGAGCCCAAGCCGAGAGGAACACGAAGAAGCAAGGAGCGAAGCAGCCACGAGCGAGCCCAUCCCACCCACGAAGCAGCAGCAGCAGCAGCAGCAGCCUCGCCGCGCGCCCGAGCAACGCCGCGGAACCGCCCGCCCUCCCGCCGAGAGACCCCGGCGGCCUCUGAGCAGCGGGUGCGUUGUCAUCCUCGCCGGAGAUCCAGGCGGUAGGAGCUCGGCGGGGUCGGGAUCAUGCUUCCAUUGCUCUAGGGUUUGGGCCGGUAAUCCAACUGGCUCGCCCAGCCCCAGCCACUAUGCUUGAUUUAGGCCUGCUGCACCUCUCCCGGGGCGGCUCCUUGAUUUCGCGGAAAUUGGUGUGGCGCCAGUGGAGAUGAGAUCCCCUCCAUGGCCGGCGAGCUGGGGAUUGGGGUACGGGCUCACGCUCUGCAGGAAGCGGCGCAAGCCCUAAUGGUUUGAUCCGAGCUGGGUACGGUGUGCUAUCCACAAUUGGUGGUUUCUCCAGUCUGAAUAAGACAUUGGGUUCGCUGUGGUGGUAAUUGAAUGGAAACUAUAAGGGAGGAGGCCUGGCCAGUGGCCGCACAGCAGCGGCAGCAGCCACCACUGCCCCAGCAGCAGCAGCAGCAGCAGAAUGGCCGUAUUGAUCUCCGGGUGUUGAAGGCUCAGAUAGAGAAGCGGCUUGGUCCAGACCGUUCGCGACUGUACUUUGGCUACUUGAAUGGCUACUUGUCGCAGAGGCUCAGCAAGCCAGACUUUGACAAGCUGUGCCUGCAGACACUGGGGCGGGAGAACCUCCAGCUGCACAACCGGCUAACCCGCUCAAUUCUCUACAAUGUCUACCAGGCAAAGUGCCCGCCUCCAUCAGCAGAUGUGGGGAGGCCUGUGGUAGCAUCGGCAAAGAAGGUUUCUCAGGCUGCUGAAGUGUUCAAUACUUGCAAUGGGGAUGCCAGGUUGUUAUAUAACAUGGGUUCAAAUGGUAGGGUGGAGGCUGCUGUCAAUCACAUCAAGGUUACUCAUGGUGUUUCUGCAGCUGCUGAGAAUGGUUCUCUAAGUUCACUUGAGUUGAAGAGAUCGGUGCAUUUUGAACAAUGUGAACCUGCAGAGCCGUUGGCAAAGCGCCCCCGUGUGGAGAAGUUGCCACCUGAUAAUAUGCUCUUGCGGCGAAGAAGUAUGAGCAGCGGUGCAGAUCGUUCUGCGGAAAUGCUGAAAAGUCCUGUACGGGCUCCUCUCGGAAUUCCUUACUGUUCAGCAAGUGUGGGUGGGGCAAGGAAAUUGCCACCACCAACAAUAAGCGCAGGUGAGGAUCACUUUAACAGCUGUCUUGAGCAUGGUGGGCUGUUCAGCAGUGAGCUGCUGCAUAGGCGGAUGGAGAAAACAGCAGAAACACUGGGCUUAGCGGGCCUCACAAUGGAUUGUGCUGAGCUUCUGAAUAGUGGUCUGGACAAGUACUUGAAGAACCUGAUUAGGUCGUCUGUUGAGUUAAUAGGAGCUAGUGUUCAGAGGGAUGCAAGGAAAGGGACACCAUACAAGCAGCAAGCUUAUGGAAAGCAGAUUAAUGGUGUCUGGUUGGCAAAUCAUGUUAACAUGCAAUCAGGCAGCGGACCAUCAGGAGCCACAAAUGAGAUCAGAAGUAACCACUUGGUCUCCAUCAAUGAUUUCAAGGUAGCUAUGCAGCUAAACCCUCAACAGCUUGGGGAGGACUGGCCAGUCCUUCUCGAGAAGAUAUGUCUAUGUUCUUCAGAGGAAAAUGACUGACAGAUGGUGCUUUCUACUUCACAUGAAGUUUUGUACCAAUGUGCUUCUUGGUGCCCAUCCGAUGUACAUUUGAGCUUGAAGUGGCAAUAAUGCAGGCACAUCACAGGAGAUGCACAUUUGGGAUCAAGGCAGAAUUCUGCUUUCAGGUUCAACAGUCAGAUUUGUAGUGAAAGAAAGCCAUUUUUUUUGUCCUGAUAAAUGAUGCCCCAAUAAAGGAAAACAUCGUCUGUCCGUUAGCUUAGGCCUCAUUAGCACUUACGAGGUGGAUAGUGUUACAUCCAAAAAGUCCCAAAUUCUAUGUAACAUCUGGCAUAAAGGGGACUGUAGACAGCAAAAUGCAAGUGCUGUCUUGUAACUUAUAGGAAAAUGUUCUGUAAGUUUCUAGGUCAGGAUGUACAUUAUUGAUUGCAAUUUUUUCUAGGUAUCUUCAGUACUAAUUUCAGGAAUCUUGAAUGUUUAUUCAAUUCUUUUUGUAA